Messenger RNA from Rhinocladiella mackenziei CBS 650.93, 1245 nucleotides. RefSeq lists its product as uncharacterized. Gene Ontology annotation, molecular function: Hsp70 protein binding. The coding region runs from base 1 to 1245 and encodes 414 amino acids. Gene Ontology annotation, biological process: protein refolding. Gene Ontology annotation, cellular component: cytoplasm. The record is from RefSeq and is a predicted model, not a curated record. Lineage: Eukaryota; Fungi; Ascomycota; Eurotiomycetes; Chaetothyriales; Herpotrichiellaceae. The transcript has a single exon.
AUGAACGGUACUACCGGAGAAAUCAAUCUCUACGAGAUACUCGGCGUCGAGAAAGAUGCCUCCCAAGCAGAUAUCAGAAAAGCUUACCGCAAAGCCGCUCUCGCCCACCAUCCCGACAAGGUCCCCGAGGACCAGAGACAAGAAGCUGAAGCACGUUUCAAAGCCGCAAGCCAGGCUUAUGAGAUCCUCUAUGAUGAAGAGAAACGACAUCUCUACGAUACACAUGGCAUGGCUGCAUUUGAUGGGUCCAGAGGACCAGGCGGUAUGGGAGCCGAGGUCAACAUGGAAGAUAUCUUGAACAUGUUUGGCAUGGGUGGAGGCAUCCCGGGGAUGGGAGGAAGGAAGAUGCGACGGAGUCCCGAUGAGAAUCAGAAAUAUGAAGUUACGUUGGAAGAUCUCUACAAAGGCAAGACGGUCAAGUUCUCCAGCACCAAAAAUGUCAUUUGCUCCAAGUGCAAAGGCACCGGUGGCGCAGAGAAGGCUCAGGCAAAGGAGUGUUCCGCCUGUAAAGGUCAAGGUGUCAAACAGGUCCUGAGUCAAGUCGGGCCAGGAAUGUUGACGCAACGCAUGGUCGAGUGCGGAGCCUGUGAAGGUACCGGCCAGGUCUACAACCCCAAGGACAAAUGCAAGAAAUGCAAGGGCAAGAGAACCACGGAAGAGAAGAAACAACUCGAACUCUACAUCCCGCGCGGGGCCAGGGAGGGUGACCAGAUCAAACUCGAAGGCGAGGCCGACCAAAUCCCGGGAACAGAGCAGACGGGAGAUAUCAUCUUCCAUCUCGUCGAACAACCACAUGAAGUUUUCCAGCGCACCGGUAAUGACCUCUCUGCCAAACUCGAAAUCACUCUCGCCGAGGCAUUGGUCGGUUUUCAUCGCGUCGUCCUCAAGCAUCUCGACGACCGUGGCAUCGAACUCAAACAUCCCCAAGCACCAGGCCAAAUUCUCCGACCAGGUGAAGUCCUCAAAAUACGCGGUGAAGGCAUGCCAUUGAAGAAGAGCGACGCCAAGGGCGACUUGUACCUUGUCGUCGAAGUCCAAUUCCCUGAAGACGGAUUCUUCUCGGACCCGGCGGCCUUGGAGUCGUUGCAGAAAUUGCUCCCGGGUCCUGGUCCCGCCAUUGAAGCCGAAGAGACGGACGAAGUCGCCUUUGAGAUCGCCGACAUCGACGACAUCGGUGGCCAAGAGACUCAAGAUGCAUGGGAAGACGAAGACGGUCCUCAUGGCGCUCAGUGUCAGACCCAAUGA